AUGGGACUUGAUGAGCUCAACUACGACUCCAUUUGGCAUUCAAAGGUGGCCCAGGACAUGGAUCAAGAGGAUGUGGCCAAAGAGGAGGAGGUGGUCAAGGAAGAGGAGUACGCCGAGGAGGUGGUGGAUGAUAAGGAGGGUGAAGGGAGCAUGCUGGGAUUGUUACGACCAGUUCACCCGGAUAUGUACCUCAGAUGGCGUACAGAGAAAAAACAGAGCACGCCAUCCGCCGCCGCCUCCGGCACAUCCCUCACAGGCGAGCAUCACCCGUUCGUCGCCGACAUCCCUCGCUAUCCCAAAUGGAAGGUUGGUGUUAUCAUUGGAAAAGCUGGAGAAACUAUAAAGCAUAUCCAACUUCAGUCAGGGGCAAAGAUCCAAGUAACAAGGGACAUGGAUUUUCAACCCUGGUCACAGACAAGAUUGGUUGAUCUUUCGGGCACUCCUGACCACAUAAGCAGAGCUGAGCAGUUGAUAAGUGAUGUUCUUGCAGAGGCUCAUGCUGGCUCAUUUGGCACUAUCCCUAAUUGGAAGUACAAUGCACCUCAACCUAGUGUUGAGCAAUUCCAGAUGCAAAUUGCUAACAACAAGGUCAUUCCUUUCCAUUUCCCUCCUGGUGAUACUUCAACUGAAAGAACAUUGUAUAUUGAUGGUACUACAGAGCAAAUUGAAAUAGCAAAGCAGCUUGGUUACGAGUGAGAUCAUUAUCAAAGCGCACAAGAUAAAAAGAAAAAAGAAAAAUUAUCAGUACAGUGCUCCUCACAUCUGGCAUCUUUAGCAUUGAUUACUACAGAAUCACCGAACAAGCAUACAUAUAUAGUGAACGACGGGAAGGCAUAUUAGAGAAUUUUCACCACAUGAAGCCAUGCAAGGUCCACAACAAACAAACAAUACUUAAGAAUAGAAUGACAUUUUCUAAAUAUUUCCCGUGUUUCAAUUUAUAAGAUGUUCUAACAUCUUUCUGAUUCAGAUGUAUAUAGACGCAUUUUAGUGUGCUUCAUUCAGUUCAGUCUGUAUGUAGUCCAUAUUAACAUAUCCAAAACAUUUUGUAAUUUAGAACGAAUGUACUGUAAUUUAUUUUAUAUUCAUAACCAUACUACUUUUUUUAUACAUGUAUGUCCAUAAAAUUCUUGGUAAAUUACCACUAUGUACUACACACUCUACUGCAUGAAUCUCUAUGAUCGAUCUUCUUUUUAUGUUUUCUCCAAGACAUCGAUCUAUUUCUGAACGUGCUCGACUCGAAAUAAGUCAACCUUUUUGGAAAAGGAAAAUAUUGUAAUUAAUACCUACGUCCAUAAGAAAUUUAGAAUCCAACACAAACAAGAUGCACAUUCUAUUAAUCCAGUUAGGAGUCAUAGGAAUUUGCCAGCGUAGGAAAUUUGAGUGGAGGCGUAAACAAAACAAUCUACCCAUUGAAUGUAAUGUCAGCAUAGGAAUUAAGUUGUGUAACGAUGGGCAAGAGUAAUAAAUGACAUGGCAUAUUCAAAACUCUUUUGUUACAAUAUUUCCGUUAAACAAUCCUGAAGGCUAUCUCGUCAGCCUCCAUGGUGACUCACUCUGAUCUAAGAUUCUACAUAAUCAGACGAUAAAGGACAAAGUAAAUAGUUGAAUUGGACUAACGUCCGCCAUAUGUUGCUCCAUUUCUUCAUAUCCAAGCUGCUCCAUUUCUUCAUAUCCAAGCGCAUCUCAGGCUGUGUAGAAACAUAUCCAAGGACUCAGGGGUGAUAGUCAAUAAGGCAAUUAUCCAUGUUAACCACUGUAGAAAACUUUAUCUCACAGAGUCACAUUUGCAGGGACAACCAUAGUCUUGAACCUCCUCCAUUUAUCACAAGAUAAAUUCCUUCUCUGAAACAUAAGUAAUGGAGGCAAUAUCUCAGAAUAAUCCCAAACAUAAUCAAGAUGCAUGCGUGAUGAUUUAUAAAAUGGUUUCUAUAAACCUCCAAGUUCCUAAUUUUUUACGAUGGGAGCAGAUGCUCGACCAAGUACUCUUAUUCCCGUUCUACGCCUCGCCUUGGUCGCUGCUCGUAGAUUUUGAUUGGAGACGGUGCUACAUGCCAAAAAUGCUAAAGUUGCCUUUCAUGACUUAGAAAAGGAACACCAAAGCCAGUUGCUUACAUGAAACCCAUGCUCAUACUUGAAGAACCUUAGUUUUCAUUCUUAACCCUUCUGCUAAAAAACGACAUCAUGGUGUAAAUAUACUGGGAGAAUCAGCUGUUUAAUAUUUACAAAGUACAAAUUAAGACAAAAUAAAA
Molecule: messenger RNA, 2249 nt
Organism: Hordeum vulgare subsp. vulgare (domesticated barley)
Lineage: Eukaryota; Viridiplantae; Streptophyta; Magnoliopsida; Poales; Poaceae
Product: far upstream element-binding protein 1-like
Exons: 8
Coding region: 1-696 (231 amino acids)
Biological process (GO): regulation of gene expression
Cellular component (GO): cytoplasm
Molecular function (GO): mRNA binding
Source: RefSeq, a predicted model, not a curated record